UGUUCUCAAAUUUUUCCUUCUUGUUGUGAUUUUUGCUAUGACGGGUGUAAUAAGUCCCGGCAAGUCGCAAAAAAUGUCGACGAAGGUGCUACGACAAAAGGCACAGGAUUUUCUCAACUCUAGAAAACAUGCCAAUAAUUUAGUAGACAUAAUUGGACAAUGGAAUGAAUCGGGUACUUCUUGUAUUCUCACCGUGGAGACGAUUUUCCUCGAGAUUUUAAAACGUGGUGACAUGUAUCAGGAAAAAACUAUCACUCUAACCAUAUCUGAACCAAGUCCUGAGGUGAGAUUUGUCAAUUGGUUGCGUAAUUGUUAUGAGGAAAUUUGGGAAAAAUUAUUAACAUCAAUAGAAGGAUGUCGACCUACAAUUCAAAUUCAGGCAUUAUCAACGGGCAUUAAAUUAAUGGCCGAAGAAGGAAAAUAUCCAAUUGAAUUUGUCAAUAGGGAUUUAAAUUAUUAUUUUCCCUUACAUCGAUUGAAACCAUUAUUAAUGUCAUUAUUAUCACCAGAGAAAGAUAAUGGAAAUUUAAUUUCAAGAUUCGAAGAAAUAUCUAAUUAUCCCGAUGCGCUUUAUUAUAUUUAUAAAUGCCUUCCGUCACUUACUCCAAAGAGACAGCCUCGUGAAAUUUAUAUUAGAAAUUUAUUAGAACUUAUACACAAGUUGCCUCUACAAAAAGAUAUUGAAGAAGGUGAAUCGUCAACAAAUGAUCGUCAACUAUUAUGUGGACCUCAAAAUGGCGUUAAUUUCACUUGGGAUUAUAUUAGUGCAAGACGUGCUUUAAAUAAAGUUUGGGCUUGUGUUAUGCAUUGGGAAUUGACGUCAGGUUUACAUAAACAAUUAUUAAUUGUUCUAUUAGAAAGAGUUAUGGGACAUUUAGAAAAACCAGUAUUAUUAACCGAUUUUCUAAUGGAUUCAUUGGAUGCCGAUGGUCCUAUUGGCCUUCUUGCUUUACAAGGUGUUUUUGUCCUUGUUACAAAACAUAAUCUCGAAUAUCCGAAUAUAUUUACCAAAUUGUAUUCAAUGUUUGAGCCUGAGAUAUUUCAUACAAAAUAUAAAGCACGACUUUUUUAUCUCUCGGAUCUAUUUCUCAGUUCUACACAUUUGCCAGAAGCGCUUGUUGCAGCGUUCGCGAAACGAUUAUCGCGAUUAACAUUAGUUGCACCACCUGAGGAUAUUAUAAUAAUUCUCCUUUUUAUUGGCAAUCUUUUAUUGCGACAUCCUGGCCUUAAACGUUUAAUUGAUCAUCCACAAAAUGGUGAAAUAAUAACUGAAGAGAGUGCAGGUGCUGGUGAUCCAUUUCUCAUGGAAGAACGUGAUCCAUUACAAAGUAAUGCAUUAUUUAGUAGUCUUUGGGAAAUAAAAGCAUUACAGUGCCAUAUUUUACCGAAUAUUUCAACGGCAGCACGUUUUAUACGUGAACCAUUGCCAUCAGUUGAAUAUGAUAUGGCAUCGGCACUUGAACGUACAGCUGGACAUAUAUUUGAUCGUGAAAUAAAAAAUAAAAUUAAAGAUAUUAUGUUAACAUUUGAACGACCAAAUUCAUUGGCAUUACCGAAGGGUGAACGUUUAUUGCAAUUUUGGCAAUUAACAACUAUGCAUUGAUUUUGAUUUCUAAAAAAAAAACAAUCGGUGCAAUAUCGAAAUUUUGCCGCACUAUAGUUGAAAAAAGAAAUUAUCACACAGAAAAAAAAAAAAAAUCAACGUUAUAGUUAAAACUAAUUUACGAUUUAUUUUUUACAAAAAAUAAAAUUUAUUUCGAUUUUUAUCAAAUUUGUAAAUUUUUUUUUUUCUAAACGUCAUUUCUUUUUUUCUUUGAUAAAAAAAAUGUGCGAAAACAGAUCGAAUCUGUUUUUUAGAUAGACAAACAAUAAUAUAUUAUAUACUUUUGUAUUUUUCAAAGUUGUAAUGACAAGGCCAGUUUUUUUUUUUUUUUUCGUUUUUCAAAUAUAUAUGAAAAUAUUAAAAAUAAUAAUAGAUUUGAGCACCUAUCAUUGAGACUGGAUCUUUUUGAGAAAGAAAAAAUUAAACCAAUUAAAUGUAUAAUUGUUAAAUGAGAUUUAAAAGAAAAAACACAUGUAUAGUUAUAAUUAAUUUAUUAAAAUCAAUAGUUAUGGACAAUUAAAAAUGAAAACAAUUAUAGAAUUGCUCUGCACUACAAUUUUUACAAUACACUAUAGUAGUUAUUCUGGUUUCGUCAUUACCAUUCGAGAGAUAGAGAGAGAAAAAGAAAGAAAGAGAGAGAGAGAGUGAGAGUGAAA
This is a messenger RNA of Leptopilina boulardi, 2259 nucleotides long. Its product is annotated as nucleolar complex protein 4 homolog B. Gene Ontology annotation, biological process: ribosome biogenesis. Lineage: Eukaryota; Metazoa; Arthropoda; Insecta; Hymenoptera; Figitidae. The record is from RefSeq and is a predicted model, not a curated record. The coding region runs from base 38 to 1603 and encodes 521 amino acids. The transcript has 5 exons. Gene Ontology annotation, cellular component: Noc4p-Nop14p complex; small-subunit processome; nucleolus.